AUGGUAGUGGACAGGUCGAUGCUGUUCAAGGGCCAGGUGAAGAAAGCGGCAGCCAGAGCAGCGGGGAUCAGGAACCAGCUGGCGAGGAUCAUGCCGAACGUGGGCGGGCCCCGAGAGGAUCGACGGCGGCUCCUGUCGUCGGUGGUGCACUCUGUACUCCUGUACGGUGCCCCUAGCUGGGCACAUACGCUGGAGCUCGUGCCAGGGAACGUUCGGACCCUGAACAGAGCUCAACGGAAAGUUCUUCUCCGGUGCGCAUGCGCGUACCGCACCGUCUCCGAGGCGGCCACAAACGUGAUUGCAUCAACGCCGCCUGCAGACCUCCUGGCGAAGGAGAGAGAAGCGGCGUUUGACCGGAGGCGGGCCCCGGCGGCACCCACGGCAGGCAACGAUCUGAGAACCAGCACCAUGGAGGCAUGGCAGGAGAGAUGGUCGACGGAGGCAUCAGGAAGCUGGACCAGGCGGCUGAUCCCGGACGUUCGUCCCUGGUGCGCCAGGAGCCACGAGCUGAUGACGAACUUCCACCUGACGCAGUUCCUGUCGGGACAUGGAUGUUUCGGCCAGUAUCUGCACAGGAUCCGCAAGUUGGACAACCCCAGGUGUGUGGACUGUCUCGCGCCAGUGGACGACGCGGAGCACGCGUUUUUCCUGUGCGACAGGUGGUGGCGUCGGAGAAUGGAGCUGAAAGCUGCAAUCAACGACCCAUUCACUCCCGAGACUGUUGUGGGGAAGAUGAUGGAGUCACGGAGUAACUGGACGGCGGUAGAGCGUUUCGUGAAGGAGGUUCUGACGAAGAAGGAAGCUGAGGAGAGAGAACGGCAGCGACAAGAUCAAACCAUAUAA
Metopolophium dirhodum (rose-grain aphid) is the source of this 843-nucleotide messenger RNA. RefSeq lists its product as uncharacterized. The record is from RefSeq and is a predicted model, not a curated record. NCBI's taxonomy places the organism in Eukaryota, Metazoa, Arthropoda, Insecta, Hemiptera, Aphididae. The transcript has a single exon. Bases 1 to 843 code for a protein of 280 amino acids.